Zasmidium cellare ATCC 36951 is the source of this 1377-nucleotide messenger RNA. RefSeq lists its product as uncharacterized. Bases 1 to 1377 code for a protein of 458 amino acids. The transcript has a single exon. Lineage: Eukaryota; Fungi; Ascomycota; Dothideomycetes; Mycosphaerellales; Mycosphaerellaceae. The record is from RefSeq and is a predicted model, not a curated record.
AUGAAGGAUAUCUUCGUUGGAGCGUCUCUUGUUUUGGUGUGUAUUGGGCCGCAUGAAAACGGGAGCGAGAAGGUCGUUGCGAUUGCCACGGAAAUGGAGAACGCUGUCAUGGCCGCGGCACUGGAGGAGGGUAAAGAUGUUUAUCAGCUGAACCAUGUCGUACUGGGGCCAUGGUACCAUAAGCACUGGACGCGGUGUAUUGAGGCGCUCCAGAAAGAGGAGACCAUCAGAUUGCGAAAUGCGUUGAUGAGCUUUAUGGACCGGCCGUACUGGACUCGACUUUGGAUUCUUCAGGAAGUCGCAGCAGCCGACCGCAAACUGCAAGUGCUCUGUGGCUCCUCUACCAUGUCAUGGCUAGGAGUGUACCUGCUACUGGAGUUGAGGGAAAUGGGAAACUUUCCAUCAGCACCGUCCAUCCUUGGGGACCAAGUCCAGCAAUGGCUCCGGUACUGGAAGAAAUGGAUAGCCGAUCUCUGGUCUGAUAGGAGGCUUGCUACCCUCGACAUUGAGGGAGCUUUGGACUUGGCUAGCGACCGGCUGUGCAAUGAUCCGCGUGAUAGAGUCUAUGGCCUGCUCGGUUUCAUAGACUGGUCUGUGAGCGAUGCGCCCUUGUUGCCCGACUACGACAAAACGGUUGUGCAGCUUGCCAUCGACGUUCUAGAGCGCAUUGGAGAUCUGAGGGCUACGAGAAAAACCCUGGUCCCCUUGGAGGUUUUCGCCGGAAACGAAGCAAUGCGGCAACUGCGACAACGCAGUCAACAAGGCGCCAGGACUUGCACCAACCGCAAGCUCAUGAAAUGGGCGUACUUCACCGGCAUCCAACUGCGUACGAGCAAAGGGGAGGACGAACUUCCAGGUAAAGGUAUUUCGCUAGGAACGCCUGGUGAUAGGUUGGAUGAAAGCCAAAUUCCGGGCUCGAUAAAGGGCAUGCUGGAAGACCACUACCAGUCCCAUCCUGAAAGCGACCUCAAGCCUUUGGCUGUAGGAAGUCAGGUCGUCGGUUUCGCCGGCCACGAAACCCAGGUCGACGAUGUCCUCGCAUAUCCAGAGAUAUUUCGCCACAACGAACAAAUCUUCCUUGUUCUUCGACAUAGGCCUGAGAACAACUUUGAUGUAGUAGGUCAAGGCUUCCUCGUGGGCAGGCACACCUGGAAGUCUUUGGCGGCAGUUACGCACUGGAAAGACAAAGAAGAUUUUAUGACAUUUUCCGUGGACAUGACGGCAGAGGAUGCCGUGCUAUUUAUUGGCCAGGACCUGAUCAUCGACGAGGAUGGCACGGAGCGCUAUGAUCUAGAGGCGAGGUUUGAACGGCUGGCUGUCAACCCGAUCGGCCAGCCUGGCGGUGCGGGAUUUUUUCAAGCCCUUACAGACGCAUAG